This is a messenger RNA of Caenorhabditis briggsae, 510 nucleotides long. The transcript is spliced from 4 exons. Bases 1 to 510 code for a protein of 169 amino acids. NCBI's taxonomy places the organism in Eukaryota, Metazoa, Nematoda, Chromadorea, Rhabditida, Rhabditidae. The record is from RefSeq and is a predicted model, not a curated record.
AUGCUUCGAUUCUUGACUUGUUUUCUGGUUAUUUCUUCUAUGGCUUUGGUUUCAGCCAAAAGCCGGUAUUCCAGACAGGUCGAUGAGACACUAACGGACUCCGAAGGAUCAGGCCUUCAAUUCAUAAACUUUGAUGAGGGAUCUGCAUCAAAUCCGAUUGUUGCGAGAGAUCCCGAAGGUUCCGGUCUGAUGUACGACGAAGAAGGAUCUGGAAAUCAUCUUCUCUUCGACUCGGAGACCCCAAUCCAGGUGACAAAUGUCUCUGGUGCUCAAACUGAACCAGCAGCUCAAGAUUCCAAGGUCUUCACUCAAACAAUUAAUGUUACUGAUACCGACGUGGAAACGCUGAUGAUCAAAGUGCACUUGCCGCAAAAAACGACGAGCCAACUGCUCGACGAUCUCAAAAACGACACCGUUGAACAGAACCCAAUCACGACUCUCGACACGGCCGUUUCUCUGACCAGUGUGCUCAAUGAGCUUCUCGGACGAAUUCAGGAUGCAACCAGCUAA